This is a messenger RNA of Oncorhynchus gorbuscha (pink salmon), 1572 nucleotides long. Its product is annotated as lactadherin-like. The record is from RefSeq and is a predicted model, not a curated record. Bases 96 to 1532 code for a protein of 478 amino acids. NCBI's taxonomy places the organism in Eukaryota, Metazoa, Chordata, Actinopteri, Salmoniformes, Salmonidae. Gene Ontology annotation, molecular function: calcium ion binding. The transcript has 10 exons.
CUGUCAAUCUCAGCCGGGAAACUAGCGGCAUCACGGUAUUAUAUUAUCCAUCUGGUCUACUCUCGGAACGAGUGGGGAAUUCUCGAGAAAUCAACAUGAAACGUCACGGGUUUUUGUGCCCUUUGACAUUUAUUUGCGCUUGUGUCCUUAUCGCUGCCGUCUGCUCAGUGAAAGGAGAUUACUGUGAAGUGAAUCUCUGCCAUAACGGAGGGACGUGUGUGACCGGGGUGGGGGAGGACCCAUUCAUCUGUAUCUGUGCUGAUGCUUUUACUGGAGACACCUGCCACCUCAAUGAGACUGGUCCCUGCAUUCCCAACCCCUGCAGGAAUGAUGGGUCGUGUGAGGUCAUCACUCCGACCAGACGAGGAGACGUGUUCAGCGAGUACGUGUGUAAAUGCCAGCCUGGCUUCGAGGGCGUGCACUGCCAGAUCAAUGUGAAUGACUGUGAGAAGCAGCCAUGUAAGAACGGUGGGAUGUGUCGAGAUCUGGAUGGUGACUACACCUGCCUGUGCCCUUCACCCUACGUUGGAAAGCAAUGCCAGCUCCGUUGUAUAUCUCUGAUGGGGAUGGAGGGAGGAGAAAUCGUAGAGUCUCAGAUCUCGGCCUCCUCUGUACACUAUGGCAUUAUGGGUCUUCAGCGCUGGGGUCCAGAACUGGCCCGGCUCAACAACCAGGGCAUGGUCAACGCCUGGACCGCCGCCAACCAUGACAAGAACCCCUGGAUGGAGAUCAACAUGCAAAAGAAGAUGCGCCUAACUGGCAUCAUCACCCAGGGUGCCAGUCGAAUGGGCAUAGCUGAGUACAUUAAGGUCUUUAAAGUGUCUUCCAGCUUUGAUGGUAAGACCUACACCCCCUACAGACCAGCGGGACAGAGGAAGGACAAGGUGUUUGUGGGUAACAUUGAUAAUGACAGCACCAAGACCAACCUGUUUGACCCUCCCAUCGUGGCCCAGUUCAUCCGCGUCAUUCCUGUGGUGUGUCGCAAGGCCUGCACCCUGCGUAUGGAGCUGGUGGGCUGUGAGCUCAAUGUAUAUUCCAACACGACAGGUUGCUCUGAGCCAAUGGGCAUGAAGUCCCGCCUUGUCUCUGAUGGACAGCUCUCGGCGUCCAGUGCCUUCCGCACCUGGGGCAUUGAUGCCUUCACCUGGCACCCACAGUUCGCCCGGCUAGACAAACAGGGCAAGACCAACGCCUGGUCCCCCGCCACUAACAACCGCUCAGAGUGGCUACAGGUUGACCUGGAAAAGACCAAGCAUCUGACAGGCAUCAUCACCCAGGGGGCCAAGGACUUUGGGGUGGUGCAGUUUGUGUCCGCCUUCAAAGUGGCCUAUAGCGACGACGGACAGGCCUGGAACCUGGUGAAGGAUGAGAACACCAACACAGAGAAGAUUUUCCAAGGCAACAUUGACAACAACAUGCAUAAGAAGAACCUGUUUGAGCCUCCGUUCUACGCCCGCUACCUGCGCGUUGUGCCCUGGGAGUGGCAAGAGCGCAUCACCCUGCGCAUGGAGCUGCUGGGCUGUGACUACUAGAACUACAUUACCCAUAAUCCACCAGUGCUCCACCCAGUCU